CGAAUGACAAGUGCACUUGCGUCUGUCUCCAGAGCAACAGCUACUUUCAAGAUUAGAACACUUAAUGCUUCCCUUCCUCUGCCGGGUUCUAACUCUUUUAUAUUCAGGGUCAACUAAUGUGUGACAAUUGUCAGUCUCACGUGUCCGAUUUGAAAUGUACUUUGAAAUAACGACGUCAUGUGACAUUUUGAUGUAUUCAGGUCGUCCCGAAGAAAAUCAAGGCUGAGUUGAGGGUUCAAAGGCCCGUGUGGGAUGCUAAGAAACUGGUGGUACGUUCAGGCUGAAGGAGCAUGGUGAAACACCAACCCUUGCAGGUCUAUGAGAAGCAAGUGCUUGUGUCCUUUAUCACUGGCAUUUACGGUUGCCGUUGGAAACGCUACCAGCGCUCCCAAGACGACAGCUCCAGGUGGGAGUGUUCGUGGUUUAUCAUCUUGUGUAGCUCUUUUCUCCUGCUUCUUUUUUGGGCCUACUUCUGGUUGGUGGCUCAAAAUGAUUUUGACGACUUCAACUGUCUUAUGAGCAGCAUCUGGAUGCAUCAACCGUUAACCUGUUCCAACUCCAGGUCAGUGUAUAACCGCUCUGGAGAAUGGAGGGACGAGACCAUUCCCAUCCUUGCAAGCACCACCGUGGGAUUCAGCUACGUUUCAGUCUUGAUGAUCUUGGCAUGUUUCCACAUAUCCUUGGGACAACAGCUUAAUCUCUACUGGCUCCACAAGGUCGGCGUACUGGCUACGCUCCUUACUACUAUCUCUGGUGUGGUCUCUGUCGAUGACAUAUGGGCAGAUGAAUGGGAUGUCGUGUUUGUGUCCCUGCAGUCCACAGCACCAUUCCUGCAUAUUGGCGCUCUGACAACAAUCACAGCUCUUAGCUGGCUGGUCGCUGGUUAUGUGGUCCGCAGAGAGAGAUCCAAUUUCCAGAUGAUGGUGUUAAUCACCUACAUAAUCAUCCUCAUGGCCCUUUACUUGGCACCGCUCUCAUUCUCCUGCCCCUGCGUAAUGGACAGUCGCAGCCUCAAGCCUCGACCAGACGUCAUUGGUCGACGAGGAGCUCCUAUGCUGGCCCCAGAAAACACCAUGGUGUCCUUCAACAGAGCCCUACACCAUGGAGCCAGCUCCCUGGAGGCUGAUGUCACUCUAAGUGUGGACGGGGUUCCAUUCCUCAUGCGAGAUCGAACCUUGAGACGAACCACAGAUGUUAGCACGGUUUUUCCUGACAGACAGCAUGACAAUGCCGCUUUCUUCAACUGGACAGAGUUACGUUCGCUCAACGCAGGUCGCUGGUUUCUGGAGAGGAAUCCCUACUGGACAGUAGAGACAUUGACCGGGAGGGAUCGGAGCAGAAUAAGCAACCAGACGGUUUGCAGUCUGUUGGAAAUGCUUCGUCUGGUAGUGAGAGCCAACAGCUCCGCACUGCUCAAUGUCCGCAGGCCCCCUGCAGGCCACCCUCGCUACCGAAGUUGGUUCACGGACACGAUCUGGGCUGUGCAGAAAGCAGGGAUUUCCCAGAAGAGGGUGACAUGGACCCCCGACACAGACAGGGGGAGGGUUCGGGGGUUUCAGCAGACCACAAAUGAGAAAUUGUCAGUGGCAGAGAUAAGGAAGAGGGGCAUUACGAGCCUGACCCUUCACUACAGCAAGGCCAGCCACAAAGAUAUACAGGAGUAUCUGGCCAACAAUGUGAGCGUGACAGUCUACCCAGUGAAUGAGCCGUGGCUCUACUCAGUUCUGUGGUGUAGUGGGGUGCCUUCCGUGUCCUCUGAUGCCGCCCAGGUCCUCCGAAAGGUGCCUUACCCCAUCUGGCUCAUGAGUCAGAAUGCUUAUAGCUUCAUCUGGAUCGCCUCAGAUCUCGUCUCACUUGCUGUAGUCAUAGGAAUCUUCAGUUUUCAGAACUAUCAUAUGAUCAGGUGGAGGAUGAGUGGGAUGCAGAACUGUAACCCUGAACAGAUCAUGCUGAGUGCUGUGCCGCAUCGAUCUAAUCGGGAUGUCAACAUCAUGAAGGAGAAGCUCAUUGUGUCAGAACUCAACAAUGGGCUGAGCAGUACAGAGGAGCUGUCACUGUAUCCCGAGAACGGCAACGCAAGAUACUCUCACGGAGACAUGAGACCGUCAUUUCACACGGAACAAAUGGGAUGUUAGAUGACUACUGUAUUGUAGAUAUAUAUAUAUAUAUUUUUUUUUUCUGGAAGUGUUUUUCUAUUACUGUUCAUGGCUUAUAUUGAAUGAAAAGUCCAAAUACAACCAAAUACCAAAUACACAUACAGUAUAUUGCACACCUCUUGGAAAUAAUUUUUUCAAAUUGACAGUAUGCAUGUAUGCAAGCAAAAUUAUGUUAUUUAAUAGGCCAAAAACAAGACAAACAAACAAAAAAAAACCGCAUAUUUAAGGCUGAAUGUAUUAUACUGUAAGUCUUUUUCAUAAUCUUCUAUGUUUUAAGAAAUGGACUAUGUAUAUGUGUAUUAUACACUGAUGUAUAUAGGACUUAUUUCAAAUAUUUUGCCAUUGUGAAAUGCUUUUUAGUGUGUGAGAUUUUGUUUUCGUCCAUUGCGCUUGUAAUAGAUCGUUUAGAAAUACUUUACAGAAAAUAUCGAGGACAAGCAUUUGCACAGUUUUGACAGUCGCUAAACUAUCAGUGGCAGUUACUGCAUCGUUUCUGCCAUACCACAAUGUUUUCAAGAUGUUGAGUAGUGAAAUCUUUCACGUGGCUGCCUUAUUAUGAAACUGAUAAAUGAGUCAAAUAUUGAGGAAGGAUUUUUGUCAGUAUAAUAAUAAGGGAUUGUAUUUUCACCUAUGUCACUUUAAGCUGCAUAUUCAUUAAUAAAAAUGAUUAUUUGGAAA
This is a messenger RNA of Phyllopteryx taeniolatus (common seadragon), 2834 nucleotides long. RefSeq names its product glycerophosphodiester phosphodiesterase domain containing 5a (gene gdpd5a). Bases 291 to 2135 code for a protein of 614 amino acids. Gene Ontology annotation, biological process: positive regulation of neuron differentiation; lipid metabolic process. Gene Ontology annotation, cellular component: plasma membrane. The transcript has 17 exons. Gene Ontology annotation, molecular function: glycerophosphodiester phosphodiesterase activity. Lineage: Eukaryota; Metazoa; Chordata; Actinopteri; Syngnathiformes; Syngnathidae. The record is from RefSeq and is a predicted model, not a curated record.